Messenger RNA from Sphaeroforma arctica JP610, 1673 nucleotides. RefSeq lists its product as hypothetical. The record is from RefSeq and is a predicted model, not a curated record. The transcript has 8 exons. The coding region runs from base 76 to 1521 and encodes 481 amino acids. Lineage: Eukaryota; Ichthyosporea; Ichthyophonida.
CUAGUAUAGAGACGUAUACAUAUAUGUAUAUAUGUUAUAUAUAUAUAUAAUCGUUAAUGUGUGCAUAAGUCCCCCAUGGGCAUGGGGUCGAGGGUGUCGACGUGCAAGUUGCUUGGCCUGAUUGCGAUAUUCGUCGUAAGCUCUUAUCACCUGUAUAUGUCUUUGGGUUCAAUCAACUCGUCGUUCAAUGCCGAUCUAUCGGUGGAAGGAGUGGAGAAAGCAUUCGAUUAUGUGUUGGUGCCGGUUAAGAAUGACACAGGUGUAUUAUGUUAUGUGAAUAUACGCUGUGAGUAUGAAGUAGGAUUAAGGUUCCUUGAUAAUUCCACUGUUGCCUCGGUGGACUGGUCUGAGCUGGUGUUUAGUACGCUGGUACUCUCCAAUUCAACUGCUUUUAAUGGGCAUUUUCAAUAUAUAGCGGACAGCAAUGGUGUUGGGAACUAUAAAAUAGAGUUUACACCUAGAACGUAUGGGAUGCAUGAUAUCAUGCCGCGACUUCUCUACAGUAACAGAACAGCAGCACUGAAUCCUAGUGACCUUAGACAGACCAGUGCACAUGGCGGCGAUGCAAAUUCGAAGUAUUUGGGGUUGUUACCGAGUAAUAAAAUACUGGAGGUGAUGGUCUUAGCAGCAAAUGUAAGCCACCAGGAGAAUGUACUGACAACUGAAUGUCUGAGAAACAACACGGAUGACACAACAGGGCACUGGGUUAUCCAACCGAACGGCGGCAGUCAGUGCGUCGGUCGCACUGUGUUUUCAUACGAUAAGCAGUUUAAUAUGAAGGAGUGUGAGACCUACGACCGGCCAUGCAGGCCUCUUUGGCACAAUGCAGAGUGUGACUAUCCAACUCUGAGCUCAAGUCUGGUCACAGCCUGCUUAUCCAGGUGGAAUAUACAUAUGUUCGGAGAUUCCGUGACACGCCAGAUGGUAUCGUCAUUGGGUCACGCAUUCCCAUCGACGGUACGCUCCCUCCAGGCCAAUGAGACGUCACUCUACCCAUGGGAGGGUUACAGUAACCCACGCAAGAUGGAGUUUCCAAAACUGUUCAAUGAAACAUCAAGGACGGCGCUUCUGGCUCUGAUAGGCGACAAACGCUGGCGGACAGACCGAGACGUUGUAGUCUUCAAUGCCGGAUUACAUGAUGUUGCCUUUUCAACUGCAGAGGAGUACGCUAGUUAUCUGCCGGUUGUGCUCGAGGCUAUGAUUGCGGCCAACUUUAAGCAUCUGAUCUUCAGAAUGACAACCUCGAUACACCCGCACAUGAUACCAGGCGGUCCAAUAGAUAAGCACUGGAAGUUCACUACUGUUCGUGUGGAAGAGUUCAACAACAUUGCUAUCAAGGCCAUCAAGACCCUGAACAAACUCAACUAUGGAAGUACGAAGACACGGAUAGCUAUCAUUAACGCCGAUAAAAUGACAGCAAGCAGAUCUGAUGGCGUCUUAUUCCAAGACAUGCGCCAUUUCUGUCCUAUACUCAUGCUUGAGAUGUGGUCUGUUCUUUUCCAUAAAAUAUGUGACACGUAGCAUUGCCUCCACAACAUGCAAUGAUACAAAUUAUUCCGUUGAGUUGGUUUGAAAUUCCCAGCAAUAAUCGAUGAUGGUCCUAAUGACAUAUCUCAAUACCUUGUUGUUUAGUACCCUAUUAUGUGUGGUAAUGUACAUGACGUCGGCCAAAA